Zootoca vivipara (common lizard) is the source of this 7287-nucleotide messenger RNA. It is a transcript of the gene PCDH10, whose product is annotated as protocadherin 10. The record is from RefSeq and is a predicted model, not a curated record. Gene Ontology annotation, molecular function: calcium ion binding. Gene Ontology annotation, cellular component: plasma membrane. Gene Ontology annotation, biological process: homophilic cell-cell adhesion. Lineage: Eukaryota; Metazoa; Chordata; Lepidosauria; Squamata; Lacertidae.
GAGAUCGCGGGAGCUGGUGCUCGGGACAGGAGGCGGGCGAGCGAGCGAGCUAGCGCGAGGAGCUGCAGUGAAUGUGCUUGCAAGCCAGCGAGAAAGAGGCAAAGCAGCCGAGGAGGAGACGGCGGAAGGAAACUGAGCGCAAAGGCAUGCAAGGAAGAGCUGGGGAUUUAAGAGCAUCUCAGCAAAGCCCCGGGGAAAUUCAGGGAAUUUAAAGUUUGGGGCUGCCGCUUUUCUCCCCAUCCUUCCGCUGGCUGUCAUAUUUUUGUGGCUCUCUUAAGAAAACGAGAGAGAGAGGACCUUUCCCGUCUCUCAUGCUUUUUUCUUCAUCGGAAGGGGGCAUGCCCAUCGCUUCUUCCCGCAGCCUUCCGCGCUCCCGCUCCGACCAGGAAGCCCAACGGAGGACAAUCUUGAAACCGACCAGUUCCUCGGGAUUUGCCGUGGCUACCGCUGCCUCCAGCGCCUCUCCGGCUGCCGCGGUGCAGUGCCCGGACUCUGGGAAUAAAUUAAAGCGGGCUCCUGUGUCUAUAUAGCCACCUACCUAUUGCCUCCAGUUGGUCAUUUCUUGCGAAGAUCACCGAUGAGGUGGGAGCUCGGCUUGGCUCCCUCCCGUGCCCAUCUUGGGUGAUAUUUCUCCUCCUCCUCCUCCCCCCAGCUACCCCCACCUCAAUUUUUAAAUUUAUUUUAAAGAAAGGCGAUGGGGGAGGAAAGAGAACAUGAAGGGAAAGGAAUAAUAAAUCCUUUCUAAAGCUCCCAUCAAUCUCUGGCGCUCCCUCCCCUCCCUCCCCGCACAGACACGGUGUUUCUCGAAGGAGGAGGUUAUUUUUUCUCCUUUUCCUGGAGAAGGGGGAAGUGUUAGCGUCGGGGAGGGGGGGAAAUCUCUUUUCCCCUUUUGGAGAUGGUCGUGCUAUUCGUCUUUGCCUUAAUCUGGAUGGUGCAGGGAGCCCUUUCGCAGCUUCAUUACACGGUGCAGGAGGAGCAAGAGCAUGGCACUUUCGUGGGGAAUAUCGCCGAAGAUCUGGGCUUGGACAUUACAAAACUUUCCGCUCGCCGCUUCCAGACGGUGCCCAAUUCGCGGAGCCCUUACCUGGACCUCAACCUGGAGACCGGGGUGCUGUACGUGAACGAGAAGAUCGACCGCGAGCAGAUCUGUAAGCAGAGCCCGUCGUGCCAGCUGCACCUCGAAGUCUUCCUGGAGAACCCGCUGGAGCUCUUCCGCGUCGAGAUCGAAGUGCUGGACAUCAACGACAACCCGCCCGCCUUCCCGGAGCCCGACCUGACGGUGGAGAUCUCGGAGAGCGCCACGCCAGGCACCCGCUUCCCCUUGGAGAGCGCCUUCGACCCGGAUGUGGGCACCAACUCGUUGCGCACCUACGAGAUCACCCCCAACGGCUACUUCUCGCUGGACGUACAGACGCAGCCCGACGGCAACCGCUUCGCCGAGCUGGUGCUCUCCAAGCCGCUGGACCGCGAGCAGCAGGCGGUGCACCGCUACGUGCUGACGGCCGUGGAUGGCGGGCAGCCCCAGCAGCGCACAGGCACAGCCCUGCUCACCAUCCGCGUGCUGGACUCUAACGACAACGUGCCCGCCUUCGAGCAACCCGUCUACACGGUCGCCUUGCCCGAGAACUCGCCGCCGGGCACGCUGGUGCUGCAGCUCAACGCCAGCGACCCGGAUGAGGGCCAGAAUGGCGAGAUCAUCUACUCUUUCAGCAGCCACAUCUCGGCCCGCGCGCGCGAGCUCUUCGGCAUCUCGCCGCGCACGGGCCGCCUCGAGGUGAACGGCGAGCUGGACUUCGAGGAGAGCAGCGUGUACCAGGUGUACGUGCAAGCCAAGGACCUGGGCCCCAACGCCGUGCCCGCCCACUGCAAAGUGCUGGUGCGGGUGCUCGACGCCAACGACAACGCGCCCGAGAUCAGCUUCUCCACCGUCAAGGAGGCCGUGAGCGAGGCGGCCGCGCCGGGCACCGUGGUGGCUCUGUUCAGCGUGUCCGACCGCGACUCUGAGGAGAACGGGCAAGUGCAGUGCGAGUUGCUGCAGGGCGACGCGCCUUUCCGUCUGAAGAGCUCCUUCAAGAACUACUACACCAUUGUCACCGAAGGGCCCCUGGACCGCGAGCAGCCCGGGGGAGACGCGUACACGCUGACGGUGGUAGCCCGGGACCUGGGCGAGCCGGCGCUGAGCACCAGCAAGUCCAUCCAGGUGCGCAUCAGCGACGUGAACGACAACGCGCCGCGCUUUUCGCAGCCUGUCUACCAGGUCUACGUGAGCGAGAACAACGUGCCUGGCGCGUACAUCUACGCUGUGAGCGCCACUGACCGCGACCAGGGCGCCAACGCGCAGCUGGCCUACUCCAUCCUCGACAGCCAGAUCCAGGGCAUGUCGGUGUUCACCUACGUGUCUAUCAACUCCGAGAACGGCUUCCUGUACGCCUUGCGCUCCUUCGACUACGAGCAGCUCAAGGAGUUCAGCUUCCAGGUGGAAGCCCGCGACGCGGCGGGCGGAGGCGGAGGACCCGACGACCCCGACGUUGAGCAAGCUCUGGCCGGCAACGCGACAGUCAACAUCGUAGUGGUGGACCAGAACGACAACGCGCCCGCCAUCGUCAGCCCGCUGCCCGGGCGCAAUGGCACACCGGCGCGGGAGGUGCUUCCCCGCGGCGCCGAGCCGGGCUAUCUGGUGACCCGCGUGGCGGCCGUGGACGCGGACGACGGCGAGAACGCGCGCCUCACCUACAGCAUCGCGCGCGGCAACGAGGCCAGCCUGUUCCGCAUGGACUGGCGCACGGGCGAGCUGCGCACCGCGCGCAAGGUGCCCGCCAAGCGCGACGCGCAGCGCCCCUACGAGCUGGUCAUCGAGGUUCGCGACCACGGGCAGCCGCCGCUCUCCUCCACCGCCGCCCUGCACGUGGUCUUGGUGGACAGCGCCGUGGAGAGGCAGGGCGCGGGAGGCGGCGGAGGCGGCGCAGGGGCCGGCGGGGGGCUGGGUCCCGGGGGCGCUGGGGGUCCCGGAGGAGAGCACCGGCCCAGCCGCUCGGGGGGCGGCGCCGGCGGCGAGACAUCCCUGGACCUGACUCUGAUCCUCAUCAUCGCGCUGGGCUCGGUCUCCUUCAUCUUCCUGCUGGCCAUGAUCGUGCUGGCCGUGCGCUGCCAGAAGGAGAAGAAGCUCAACAUCUACACGUGCCUGGCCAGCGACUGCUGCCUCAGCUGCUGCUGCUGCUGCCCCUGCUGCAGCCGCCAAGCGCGGGCGCGCAAGAAGAAGCUCAGCAAGUCCGAUAUCAUGCUCGUGCAGAGCUCCAACGUGCCCAGCAACCCGGCCCAGGUGCCCGUCGAGGAGUCGGCCAGCUUCGGCUCCCACCACCACAACCAGAACUACUGCUACCAGGUCUGCCUCACCCCCGAGUCGGCCAAGACCGACCUGAUGUUCCUCAAGCCCUGCAGCCCUUCCCGCAGCACCGACGCCGAGCACAACCCUUGCGGGGCCAUCGUCACGGGAUACACCGACCAGCAGCCCGACAUCAUCUCCAAUGGCAGUAUAUUGUCCAGCGAGACUAAACACCAGCGUGCAGAGCUCAGUUAUCUAGUUGAUAGACCACGGCGGGUAAACAGUUCUGCAUUCCAGGAAGCAGACAUAGUAAGCUCUAAGGACAGUGGUCAUGGAGACAGUGAGCAAGGAGACAGCGAUCAUGACGCCACUAAUCGAGGUCAAUCCUCUGGCAUGGAUCUCUUCUCUAAUUGCACGGAGGAAUGUAAAGCCUUGGGCCACUCGGAUCGGUGCUGGAUGCCCUCUUUUGUCCCUUCUGAUGGACGCCAAGCUGCGGAUUACCGCAGCAAUCUUCAUGUGCCCGGUAUGGACUCUGUUCCAGACACUGAAGUGUUUGAAACACCAGAAGCCCAGCCAGGGGCAGAGAGGUCCUUCUCCACCUUUGGCAAAGAGAAGGCCCUUCACAGCACCCUGGAGAGGAAGGAACUGGAUGGACUGCUGUCUAAUACACGAGCGCCUUACAAACCACCAUAUUUGAGCCUUGCCAUUUGUGGAUCUCAAAGUGGAUUAUAAAAGAAUAGUGAUUUAAGGCCAGCAGAUCCUCUGUGAGAUAGCACGGAAAAGGAUAUGCUAGUCAAUUCUACGGGACUUACCUGAAGCAGCAUGAUUUGCACAAAAGUCGACCAACAAAAGCAUCAACUUUUCAACGUCAUUAUCUUGGCCAUCCAAUUCUGUGUAAAACUGAAGAUUUACUGUGCUGUUGGAGACAUCUUGGCCAAUAAUAGGACCUAAUUGCUCUCAGCAGGCCUGAGAAAUGAGUUGAAAUGUAUGGAACUGUAGAAACUUCAAGGGGCAACUGACUUUGCCUCCCUGAUCAGUGUGUGCCUGUUUACAGCACUAUAUCGCUCUCUGUUUCUCUUUCUCUCUCCAAAAUGUCACUGAGCCCUUUAGAUGUUUAUAUUCGCCACAAGAAGCCAAUCGUACAGAUUUUAAAAAAGGAAACGUGCAUUAUAAAUGCAAUAUCACUGUUUUAAACUUGACUGUUUUAUAUUAUUUUUGUGUGAUCAAGUGUCCCCCAGACUAUUCCAACUUUACAAAAGAAAUUGUGAAUCAUGUUCUUUUCACCCGUGGGUCAUGGAAAUGUUGUUAAUCUGCAGACCCACAAAAUAUCAAAGACAUUCUGUAGUUUAUACACCGUGUUGCAAAGUGUUUACUGUACUAUUUCAAAGCUUCUAAAUAAAUAUAAAAUAUAUAUAUUAUAUUACAUAUAAUUUUCCGGGAAACGUGGUACCAUUUAGUUGAUUUUUAAAUGAAUUCAUACAAUCCGCACCAUACACUAAAGUGAGAAGGUAAUUCAGGGUCCUUAAAUUAUCCUUGCCUAAAAAUAAAAUAAAUCUUUAAUAAUACUUCCCAAAUUUUUGUACUUUGGUCAAUCCUGUUUGUCCUUGUUAAAAAAAAAAAAAGCUGUAAGCAACAACAUUUUUUUUCCUGAAAGUUGUACUGAAUUUUCAAUGCCAAAGAUACAGCUGUCAAUAAUUAUGAAAAUGAGCACUGACUAUGUACUAUCGAAGUAUAUAUAUCAACCUCCAUUAUUUUGAUUCUAUUUCUAUGGUUUUUAAUUUGGAAUCAAAAAACUUUUUAUAAAGGCUCUAUAAACUCACAUGUAUAUGUUGUUAAAGAGUACACUGGGUGUCUGUACAUUUUGCAAUGUAAGAUAUGAUGUUAAGUGAAGAUAACUAUUUUAAGGCAAUCUCCCCCCCCCCACACACACAUGCGCCACCAGACUCGUAGCUGACAACAUAUAUCACCCUUUAAUCUUGUUUUGCACAAAUACAUCUUUUCAUGCUGACUCGCAGUGGUUUUCAAAGAAAGAACCAACCACAAAGUCAUACACGUUGGCAAGCCAUUAAUUUGAUUAAUUUCUCUUUAACAUAAAAGCGAUUUGAAGUUAGGAGUAGUCAGAACCAGCUUCAGUGGUAAGCAGGUUAGUCCUGCCUGUGUUCUCGUUUUGUAGUUCCGAUGGUUUGAAGCGUCUCAGAAAGGAUAUUUUUUUAUCAGAAAAAGAAUAAAUGGUCAAAAAUUCAAAAUGUUACAAAGUAAAGGCUUCCUUUACUUUCAUGGCCUCUGAUUACAAGUACCAUUGGAAAAAAGAAAGGUCAAAUGCAGUGAGGUUUUUCGUUUGUUCUUUCUGUCCUAAUGCUACUGUCUUUUUCUUUCUGAUGACUACCUGUCAAAUGUUCAGGAAAACAACAACCAUAAAAGCAUGUCUUGUGUUUCAGUUGGAGGUAAUGGAUGCAGUGCCCUUUUGAAUGAAGGAUAAGAAUCCCUUCUUUUUAUUUUGGAAGCUUUUAGUUCAUACCCUAUGACCAUAAAAUUGCUUCCUUGCUGACAAUGAAUUCUGUUCACAGGGUAUAUAUGACUCGGUAUAAGUAAGGGUGGAGGGGUGGGGAGUGAAAAUACUAUUACACUAUUAUUAUUAUUAUUAUUAUUAUUAUUAUUAUUAUUCUGGAGUCUGUGUAUACAGCAAUGCACACAUGAAGCUUCCCUGAAGGCAGACUUCCCCAUUCACUUCUGUGGUGGGGGUAACUGUUUGCAAGCAUAUCUUUGUACUUCCAGGUGUGUAAGUGCAUCAGAGUCCCAAGAGCUGCAAAUUGUUGCAGAGCAGACUGACACCAGUAGUAGCUACCAGAAUUUACCCCAUCAAUUAUUUUCUGCUGUAUUCCCAUUGUGUGAAUGGGAACUGUGUGUACAAAAGUUGUUGACUUAUAAGCAAUGUUAGUUUCCAAACUCGUAACAAAACAAAAAAGAAAGAAAUAUUCCUGCUAAAUACUUUUCGUGCAUAUUUCUAAAUUAUUUAUAUAUUGACAGGGAUUUCUUGGGAUCCAUUUAACAAUGUGUAUUAUAUAUGAAUCACAGAAGAAGAAGAAAGCACACAAAUUAACUAUUAAUUUGAGCGAACAAACACAGCCGUAAAUUCUUCUUUAGCUUUAGGUAAUGGGAGUUCUGGUCACCUAUAUGCCUUGUUAAGUUUUAUGGCGGGGAGGGGGGGAAUGGGCUAUUAAUAAUGAAAUGUGUGAAGAAUAUUUCAUUUGAAGAAAUCUGUCAACUUGAGCGUGCUUUUAAGGCAAGAAAUGGAAUGCCCCUCCUGGAACUGGUUUUGCUUUAUUUUUAUAGCUUCUCUAUACAGAGGUGUAUACUGUAAAUUAGGGUUGUUUCUAGUCCUGUGGAGAAAAAAAAAUAUCACUUUUUCUUUUUCUUUUUUAUAGACUAUUAAAGGUGUUUUUAUUUACUGAAAAUCUCCCUCACAUUUUGCCCGCAACUUUUUUGGGGAAAGUAUUCAUAAUGCUGUUGUUUCAUCUGUCUAUUCUAGUGCAUUUAUUCAAUCUCUCUCUAUAAUGGAUUAUGAGUAGAAGACAUGGGCAUGCAUCAAUUCAUUUCAUGCUUUCGCCUUUCCUUAUUCUCCUGUUUCUGUAUAUGCUCAAUGCAACUGAGGUCAGUGGGAGACUUGUGGAUGGAAACAUGACCGAGCUGGGCUUUUAGAUGCCUAAGCAGAAGAUGCUAACUACUACAAAGGGGAAUGGUUCAAGGACAACUUCCUUCCCCAACCUGGUUGCCUACAGAUGUUUGGGCCUAGGACUCCCAUCAGCUCAAGCCAGCAUGACCAAUUGUCAUGGAAGCUAAGUCUUGUAGCCCAACAGCGACUGGAGGGCAUCUGGUUGUAGGGUAGCCUGAUCUACUACUGUCAGUGGUUACCUUUUGUUACCACAAGGUGUCUUCUGGUAUGUGUCCCUAGCAGAGUGUCUCCU